GCAACGUUUGGGAUAAUAUCAGUUUUUGGGUUAUUGAGACAGUGGUUGUCAUCUUUUUGGAAUUCUGGACCUUCUUAGGUUAAAUUAUAAUGCACUGCAAAAUAAAAUGAUGGCUACCUUCCAAUUUUUUCAUAAAACUUCUGAUGUGGGUUUUGAUACGCCGUGUAGCUGGUUUACACCGUAACACGUUCUUAGUGACGCAUAUUCACCUGUUUUAUUCCAUUUCCACGCUGCCCAUUUGGUUAUAAAUAGCUGUUAUCAUUUUGGGUUUCUUCAUUGCAGCACAUCUUCUGAGUCUUUGGCAUAUAGGUUGGGUUGUUGUCUAGUUCAGUGUUUCAACCUGAAGCAAUGAGCUAUACUCAACUUUCAGUGGGCUCAGGUAGUAGAACUGCUAGAAGGACAUUUGAGUUUGGAAGAACAUAUGUGGUUAGGCCAAAAGGCAGACAUCAGGCAACUAUAGUUUGGCUUCAUGGUCUCGGUGAUAAUGGUUCAAGCUGGUCCCAGCUCUUGGAAUGCCUCCCUCUUCCAAAUAUAAAAUGGAUUUGCCCAACUGCUCCCACUCGUUCAGUGGCUCUACUUGGUGGAUAUUCUUGCACUGCCUGGUUUGAUGUGGGAGAGCUUUCAGAAGAUGGUCCAGAUGAUUGGGAGGGUUUAGAUGCUUCAGCAGCACAUAUUGCAAACUUGCUGUCAACAGAGCCGGCUGAUGUUAAAGUUGGCAUUGGAGGCUUCAGCAUGGGUGCUGCAAUGGCACUUUAUUCUGGAACUUGCUGUGUUCUGGGCCGAUUUGGAAAUGGCAACCCUUAUCCUGUCAACCUAAGGGCAGUUGUUGGACUGAGUGGCUGGCUUCCGGGUUCAAGGGGGCUAAAGAACAAAGUAGAAAGGUCACAUGAAGCUGCAAGGCGUGCUGCAUCAUUGCCUGUUUUGCUCCUUCACGGAACUGGUGAUGAUGUUGUCCAGCAUAAAUAUGGAGAGAAAUCUGCCAAUUCCUUAACUAUGGCAGGAUUCCGAACCCUCACAUUCAAAUCCUAUGACGGGCUUGGUCACUAUACAGUUCCUAGAGAGAUGGAUGAGGUCAGCAAUUGGCUUACUACAAGGUUGGGACUUGGGGGGUCUCGCACAUAACAGCAGCACAGAAUAAGACCUAGUCAUGGACCUGGUGGAGGGAGAAGAGGGAAGUGAGAAUGGUUAAACAGAAAAACUGCAUGUCUAGAAGUAGUUAAGUUAGUUGCUAACUCCAUGGGUUGUGGAGUACAUGGUAUAGUUGAGUAAACUUUACUAGACCCCUUCUUGGUAAAAUAAAAUUUUGUAAGCUUUUAAAUUUAUAAUGAAGAAGGUUAAUGGUAAUGACUCUAGGCACUGUGGUAUUUAAACUAAUAUCUAGUGGAUUUGGCUUCAAGCUUUAUCAUCUCUUUGUCUCUUUAAGCAGCAUCUCAUUCUGGCUUCUUAGUUAUAAACUAGUUUAUGUUUG
Messenger RNA from Rubroshorea leprosula, 1468 nucleotides. Lineage: Eukaryota; Viridiplantae; Streptophyta; Magnoliopsida; Malvales; Dipterocarpaceae. The record is from the annotation of a GenBank genome assembly.